AAGUUUAUUUUGAAAAACAUUUGACCCGGAAGUCAUUUCCUCAGCAGAAGGGAUGGAGUAUCAUGUUGACACGUGUGUAGCUGUCAAGUGAACAUUUAUAAGUCCACAAGUAACUCCAUGACUCUGAGUUUUUACUGUGUUUCUACAGGCAUUUCUACGGGUUCACAGUACAGUCAUGGCUGAUGCGUUUAGCAGCAGCUCGGAAACUGUAAUUCAUCGUGUGGUCGGAGUUGCAGUGAAGACGAGCACACCUGCGGAUGAACUGGAAAGGUUUUAUCAGAUUAAGAAAACCUGCGACUUCAUCAGUGAGCAUACGUUUGAAAAGGUAGCUUUGCAGUUUCCUGAUGAGCUGCUGGUGGAUUCAGUUGCAGUGGCAGAAGAGAUCGAGAGAAACACUAAUGCCAAGUCAUAUAUUUUGGGCGACACAUCCUAUGGAAGUUGCUGUGUGGAUGAGGUCGCUGCAGAACACGUUGGAGCUGACUGCAUUGUGCACUAUGGCAGUGCUUGCCUUAGCCCAUCCAGAAGGCUGCCCCUGUUAUACAUCUUUGAACAAAGAGCAGUGGAUGUGGAGAAGUGUGCCUCCUCCUUCAGAGAACUCUACCCUGACAGACACAGUCACAUAAUCAUCCUCUGUGAUGUCAACUAUGCUCAUGCCAUUAAUGGUCUUUUGGCUCUACUGUCACCAGAGUAUCCAAACCUUGUUGCCUCUGAGAUUGUUGUUGAAGGGGAGCAGUGUUACAGUCAUGGGCGGAUUAAAAGACAAGAUGAUGACGCCCGUCUCUCUGAGCAAGACGAUGGCCAGGUCAUCUAUCAGUUUGGACGUCAGUUCACCUUGAAAAGCGGUUUAAGCGUCACGGACUGCAGUAUGUUUUAUGUGGGCCAGGAGGGAGCGACCCUGAGAAACUUCAUGAUGACUUGGAAUCGGUGCUCGUUUUGCUCUUUUGACCCUGUGACAGCGAAGGGGCGGGUCGAGUCUAUAAGCAUCAACCGCGCACUGAUGAAGAGAUACUAUGCUAUAGAAAGGGCCAAGGAUGCCAAUGUGGUCGGCAUCCUGGUUGGCACUCUGGGGGUUGCCGAUUACCUCUCUAUCAUUGAGCAGCUGAAGGAAACCAUCAAGAGAGCUGGCAAGAAGAGCUACAUGUUUGCCAUGGGGAAACUGAACGUACCCAAACUGGCAAACUUUCUUGAAAUUGACAUCUUUGUUUUAAUUGCAUGUCCAGAGAGCUCACUUUUGGACUCGAGUGAGUUUUUUAAACCUGUAGUGACACCGUUUGAGAUGGAGGUGGCCUGCAACAGGAAGAGGGAAUGGUCAGAGGAAUAUGUCACAGACUUUCGACAUCUCCUGCCAGGUGGACAGAGUCACAUACCUUUGGCUGAUCAGCAGGACAAGGAGGAUGAAACUGACGUUUCAUUAAUCACUGGUGCUGUGCGAAGCCACAAUCUCCUGAGCAGUGAGCCUACAGAGCCGGCUUAUGGGUCCUCUGUGGUCUUGAGGAACCAGACGCUGACCGUAGCAAACACAAAUUCAGCUGCAUCUUUUCUUGCAGGUCGAAGCUGGAUUGGUUUAGAGCAGAAGCUGGGAGAGACACCUGUGGUGAAAGCAGUAGAGGGCAGGAGAGGCAUAGCUAUAGCCUACGAGGAGGAAGGAACAUGGUCAUGAUCAUUUUUACCAAUAAUCCACAAUGUCUUUGAUAGGUUAUUUAUUAAUUUACCAAUGUACCAAAUGUAUAGCAUAUAAACUGUAUUUACUGGAAGAAGAAAGUGAUUAUUAAAUGUUUUUUAUUAACAUCAGUACCGGGCAGUGGUAGUUUUAUACUGCAUUACUUAGAAUAAUAGGAAUCUAUGAUUCAGUGAUUACAGUAUUAUGACCUCAUAACCAGACCAAAAGUUGUUACUCAGAACCAGGAAAUGACUGAAA
Oreochromis niloticus (Nile tilapia) is the source of this 1918-nucleotide messenger RNA. It is a transcript of the gene dph2, whose product is annotated as diphthamide biosynthesis 2. Gene Ontology annotation, molecular function: 2-(3-amino-3-carboxypropyl)histidine synthase activity. NCBI's taxonomy places the organism in Eukaryota, Metazoa, Chordata, Actinopteri, Cichliformes, Cichlidae. The record is from RefSeq and is a predicted model, not a curated record. The transcript is spliced from 7 exons. Gene Ontology annotation, biological process: protein histidyl modification to diphthamide. The coding region runs from base 176 to 1660 and encodes 494 amino acids.